AUGGACUUAGGUGAUCCGCUCAACGGCUUUGAGCUUCCUCCAAAAGUCCCCAGAGUACUCCCCGCGGACCUUCCAACGUCAUUAGACGACCGUCGAAGAACGCCUCCUCUCACUACCGAGACCGAAGUCUACGACGCCUGGCAAGGUGGUGAGCCUCAAUUCAUCACCGCGCCGGUACCUGCCAGGUUAAACUUCAACCUCGAUCCGGACUUUCGCGAUGAAGACGAUGACGUAAAGGGAAUUGCGGAUAGCGAUACACGCCUGGUCUCUAUGCUGGCUGCCCAGGCCGCCUUCAAUGAUGGGUCGGGCUUGGAAGAUGAGGAUGAGAUUGCCGAUAAUCCGAAAUUAUCGGACAAGGAGAAAACGGAUCUUUUACAACGUGCGCUCAACAUGGCGGCCAGCAACGGAGACGAGGGAAAAUGUAGGAGAAUACUAGAAGGUAAAGGGAGACAAUACAUCGAUGUUAACGCGCCGGAUGAGGAGGGAACUAGCCCGCUGAUAUAUGCGAGCUGCUUCGGACAUGAAGAUGUUGUCUCUGCGCUGUUGGACGCUGGUGCAAAUGUAGACCAACAGGAUAGGCACCAGUGGAGCUCCCUGAUGUGGGCCAUGACGAAUCGCCAUAAGGGUAUUGCAAAGCUGCUGUUAGACCACGGAGCGUCGGGAGAGAUUAAGAGCUCUUCUGGAAGGACGGCGUUUGAUUUUAUGCCUCCAAAUAGCGAACUUUCAGACUACUUGCACGAAAGCGGGUAUAUUGGCUCGGCGGGGGUCAGUGAUGAUUUCUACGACACAGGCUUGGCGCAGGACAGGUUUGAAGAGGAGAUGGCAGAGAACGAGCUCAAGAGGCGGAUGAUGAUGGAGAGUGCCAUAAAUCUAGAGGUAGAUUUAUCGAGUUUGGGACUGGAUGAGCAACAGGAGCUACCCGAGUCAGAGGAAGAAGAAGAAGGACAGGAAUUCGUGUGGGAUAGAUGUUUGAAUGAUCAAAUGUUUGUGUUUCAAGAGCAUGAGCUAGAUCGAGUGCUUGAGGUUGUGAUCACCAAUAUGCUACCACAGCGAUCACCCAGUCAGAAGCCAGUGCCUGCGAAUGUACUUUUCCUGGCCGCCCGAUAUGCCCAUUAUCAUAGUUCUCAGGAGCUUCUUUCUCGAUUACUUCUCUCGGCAAUGGAGAAGAUCAAUAAUGUAGUGGAGCGGCAUCAAUGGGAUAUGACGAUCCUCGCAUUUUGGAUCUCCAAUGCAACCCUACUCCUCCACUAUCUCAAGAAGGAUGCCGGUCUCGUAGGCGCAACAAUAAAUUUUCAGCAAAACCUUUCGGAGCUGAUAAACGAGAUCUUUAUCCUCAUCAUCCGGGAUGCCGAGCGGAGGAUGGAUAGGGUUCUCGACCAAGCCAUGCUUGACCACGAAACCAUCCCUGGGUUUGAAGACGUUCAUUUCCAAAACGAAUGGCGGUUAUUCAAGACUAAAAAAAAAUCCCCCGAGCCAGCAGGAGAACGGCGGUUCCGUCCGCCUUCCCCAAAACAGCGCGCAAAACCGAGCCCGAGAAAUAUUACAUCUUUACUCUCGUCAACACUAUUCGUAUUGGACUUGUAUGACAUUCACUCAGUGAUCAUUUCUCAAGUUCUUAGCCAAUUGUUUUAUUGGCUUGGUGCAGAGCUUUUUAAUCGUAUCAUGUCGAACCGUAAAUACCUUGCGCGAACAAAAGCGAUGCAGAUCCGUCUCAAUGUCUCCACACUUGAAGACUGGGCACGGACAAAUAACAGACAGCCCGAACACUAUGAAUCCGGCUCACUGACAACAAGCGGCGAAAAUACAAUCGAGGCUGCGCGACGGCAUUUGGUACCAGUCAUCCAACUGCUCCAAUGGCUACAAUGCUUUACCUCCCUGGGUGAAGAUCCUGGUGCGCUACAGUCCACAACGCAACAGUUUACUCGACUCAACCCACAGCAGCUUCUUCACGCGACGAAGAACUACAGGCCCGAAGUUGGCGAAAAGACCUUGAACCGCGAUGGAAUGAAAUAUCUUCUUGAUCUUAAUGUAUCAUUUUUCGAUUCCAAGGCACGCCGAAAAUCUCGGAGUGUGUCUAUAUCAACAUCCAAUGUGUCCUCCAGUGGCCGCUCAGCAACUCAAACUCCCACCACCCCUACGGGCUCCCGUUCAAGUACUGCGCUUUCCCCGUCAAAAACACCGCCUUUCAUCACUGCCACUUCUCCAGGCGGUCUCCAUACAUCCGAGCCAGCAGAGGAAGAAGAAGACAACAACGCACCUGAAAAUCUGCUCCUCGAUCCUGCACUCAUGCUCCCUUUCUCGUUGCCAACGAGUACAGAUAUGUUACUAAGCUACGGCGCAGGGUUAGGCGGCACAAACAGAGAACGGGAGAAAAAGUAUCAACCCAGUGUCCCACCAGAAUUUCUAGCCAAGCUAGAUUUUGGGCAAGGAAGGAGUAACGGUGCCAAUAAUUUUGGCGGAGGCUGGGAGGAUGAAGAUUGA
Morchella importuna is the source of this 2481-nucleotide messenger RNA. RefSeq lists its product as uncharacterized. NCBI's taxonomy places the organism in Eukaryota, Fungi, Ascomycota, Pezizomycetes, Pezizales, Morchellaceae. The transcript is spliced from 4 exons. The record is from RefSeq and is a predicted model, not a curated record. Gene Ontology annotation, molecular function: GTPase binding. The coding region runs from base 1 to 2481 and encodes 826 amino acids.